CAAGAUGGCGUCGCCUUGGAAAUAAGUCGGUGUGAACGUGUUAAUUGGUGUCAAAGACUGCCUCUCUCGAGGCUUUAGUGUCGGUUUAUAGUUAUUCUGAUAACGAACCCCUUUCACAAUAAGGCAGGUGCGCUGUAGGCGUUGGUGAACGCCUGAGAGGAGCUGUGGUGUGUGAUCCCUGACCCUCGGGUGACAGCCGGAGAGGGAGCUGCUCGGCCGGGAUGGACACCGGGGAGUUCAUCUCCUCCAUGGACAACAUGGACCCGACUCUCGCAGAGUUAGGGGACGAAUUCACCCUAGGAGACAUUGACGAGAUGCUGCAGUUUGUCAAUAACCAGGUGGGGGAUUUCCCAGACUUGUUUGAGGACCAGAUGGCCCCAGCAGGCUCUCUGCAGAGCAGCAACACCAGCUCCGCCCAACAACUGGCCGUUCAAACUCCUUCAACACCUCAGACACCAGCCACUGCUGCUUACCAGAGUUCCAGCAUGAGCCUGGCCUCCUCCCAGACUCUGUCCCCUCAGUCUGUCCCCCUCACUCCUCCUCUUACUCCUGCACAGACGCCUUCCCCCACCACCACAAUCUCCUCAGUGCAGCAGCAGGUGACACGAAGCCCUCCUCUCCUCCAGCCGAGGCCCCAGAUAGUCCAACCAAUCCAGCCUCAGCCCCAACAGACAGCCCAGCCAACCAUCCAGGUAUUAAAUAUGCACACUCAGGGGGUUCCUAUGCAGACCCAAAGCUUCCCGGUCCACACCCUGGUCCAGACACACAGCCAGACACCGCUGCCCAUCCAGACACAGGCCCAAACUGUGAUGAUUGCCUCCCAUGGCGGGCAAUCACGCUUCAUCCAGAACCCCGUCAUCUGCCACCAGAGCCACGCUUCUGGGUUCCAAGUCCUCCAGCCACAGAUGCAGAGCAUUAUGACGUCACAGCAGAUGCAACCAGUUACUAUCCAGCACCAGCGUGUUCUGACCCCAACAGGUCAAACCAUCCAGACUCUCUCCACAGCACCCACAACAGUCCACACUGUGCAACAGCAGGUGCAACAAGUACCUGUUCUGGUCCAGCAGCCUCAGAUUCUAAAGACAGACUCGCUGGUUCUCACAACACUCAAACCAGAUGGGACACAGGUGUUGUCUACAAUGCAGAGCCCCACAGGCAUCACCACCCUGACCACACCCAUCCAAAACACGGCUUUACAAGUCCCGACGCUGAUGGGCAGCAACAUUCUGACCACUGUCCCUGUUAUGAUGGGUGGAGGAGACAAACUGCCCAUAAAGCAGCUGCAGCCAGGCUCCAACUGCACUAAUGGAGCCAGACAGUGCAUGGAGCAGAAUCAGGGCAUGCCAGGAGGUUUUGGACCAGGGGUAGUGGUGAAGGAGGGGGAGAGGAGGACAACACACAACAUCAUUGAGAAGCGAUACAGGUCUUCCAUUAACGAUAAGAUCGUGGAGCUCAGAGACCUGGUUAUGGGCAAUGAUGCGAAGGUACCGAUGCAUAAAUCUGGAGUUCUGAGGAAGGCCAUUGACUACAUAAAGUACCUCCAACAGGUUAAUCACAAACUACGGCAAGAGAACCUGGCCCUGAAGAUGGGCAAUCAGAAGAACAAGUCAGUGACGCUCUCUGACGAUGCUGAGCUCAAACAAGAAGUGGUGUUGAUGUCGCCUCCAGCCUCAGAUUCUGGUUCUGGUUCCCCUCACCAGUUCUCUCCUUACUGUGUUGACUCUGAGCCAGGCAGUCCCUUACUGGAUCAUGAACAGAUGAAGUGUGAGCCAGAUUCUCCCUCGUCGGUUGGAGUGAUGGAUCGUUCCCGGCUCCUUCUGUGUGCCCUGACGUUUUUCUGCCUCUCCCUUAACCCGCUGCCCUCUCUGCUGGGUUCAGAAGCCUCUGCAAGCUCCGGCCUGUCUUCAAACCACGUCCCCUCUAGAUCACUUUUCUGGUUUCCGACUCACACGCAGGACUUUGCUUCGUGGCUGCGGUGCCUGUUGCCGUGGGUGAUAGUGUGGGUUCUCAGCGGGGUGGGAGCUGUGUGGGGCUGUGUCAGGGUGCUGUACCUGUGGGAGCCUGUGACACCCCUUCACUCGCCAAAGUCUGUGUCCUUCUGGAGGCACCGCAAGCAAGCAGACUUGGAUCUCAACAGGGGAGAUUACACAACAGCAAUGGGCAGUUUAGAGACUUCUCUGUCGGUGCUGGCAAGAGCUCUUCCCUCCUCCAACCUGGACCUGAUCUGCUCGCUUUCCUGGAAUUGUAUCCGCUACUGUUUGCAUCGUCCAACUCCUCUGGGCUGGUUGGUCCACCAAGUUGGAGGAAAACAUGAGGGAGAAGAGGCCAGGACCAGUGCAAAAGAUGCAGCACUGGUUUACCACCAGCUGAGCCAGCUGCAACUCACAGGAAAACUGCCUCAGCGCAGCAGCCUGUGGGCUUUGUCUGUGUCUUUGAGCGCUGUCAACCUAAGUGAGAGUGCCCAAGGCAAGAUGGCCCCUGCUCAGCUCGCUCAGAUUUAUGUCACUGCAGCGAUCGCCUUACGCACGGUCCUGGGCCACCACCUCUCCUGUCUGCCCGGUUACCUUUUAGGUUGUGCAGAGAGUGUGGCCAACCAGUCGGAGACCAAGCCCAUCCCUGACUGCCUGCGCUGGCUCUUCACUCCACUGGGCAGGCAGUUCUUCCUGAGCUGUGAUUGGUCGGUGAAGUCGGAGAGCAGCGACUUGGUGUACACUUCUCCGAGAGACCCAGCCGACCCCAUUGCCCAGUUGCACAGUUGCUUCUGCAGGAAGCUUUUGGAGAGAGCGGUUCACACCCUCAUCCAGCCCCAGAGCGAGGCUGACGCAGGCAGUCGCAAGAAGGACUCUGGGGAGUUUUCAAGCGCCCUGGAGUUCCUCGAGUUGUUGAACAGCUGCACGGAGGAUUCACCGUCUCCUCCUCCUCGUUUUUCAACUCCUCCCAAUCAAACCACCACCCCAGUUGGAGAUCCAGUGAGUCGCUGGUGGGCUCUGGUGCUGAAGGCUGCCGUGCGUUGGCUGCAGGGCGACGAUGUUGCUGUUAGAUCACUUUUGACAGAAGCGGAGCGAAUGCCAAGAGCUCUGCUCAUUCUUGACCACCCUCUGCCCAAGGCUGUGCUGCUUCUUUGUAAGGUGGUUCAGAUGAGCGUGUGCCCUCUGAAGGGGGAAGGGGUGGUUGCCUGCCUCUCUCACUGUGACAGAGCCAGCAGCUAUCUGCGUCCCAGCAUCUCUGUGCCAUUCACUCAGUCUGGCAGCUGGCUUAACAAGGGAGUAGAGCUCAUGGUCUGUGAUCUUCUGCUGACGUUGAGGACCAGUUUAUGGCAGCGAGGAGGCAGCAGCAACGGAGAGCCCGGCCCGGCUCCUGGAUCCCAGCUGGCCGGCUUUCAGAGGGACCUGAGCGCGCUCAGGAAGCUCACGCAGUGCUACAGACAGGCACAGCACAAGGUGUUUCUUCAUGAGACCACUGUGCGGCUGAUGGCGGGAGCCAGUCCCACAAGGACACACCAGCUGCUGGAGCACAACCUGCGACGUAGGACACACGGCCCACACUCAGCAGAGGGUGAGUCGAUUCUAGGUGAGAGGGAGAGAGCUCACGCCAUCUUGCUGGCCUGCCGCCACCUGCCCAUGCCUCUGCUGACUCCCCCGGGACACCGAGCCCGCCUGCUGGCCGAGGCCAAGAGAACCCUGGAGCGGGUGGGAGACCGGCGCUCCCUGCAGGACUGUCAGCAGAUCCUGCUGCGCCUCGGUGGAGGAACCACCAUGGCUGCUUCUUAAACACACAGCGCAGCAAGAAUCUCUGUAACUUUUUCAUAGAUAAAGAAAGAAAUGCUAAUCAGGCGACUCAUCCAACCACAAAAUUGAAUUUUUCAACAGUCAGCCAUUAGCAUUUAUCAACUUCUCAAAGUGGGUGAUUUUCACUGUCACGGUUACAUUUAACGGCCCAGUCCCCACAUCCUGUUAGUAUGUUGAUGCCUGGUUGCAUUGGUGCAGCACCAUCACCACACUGUCUGAUCCUUAUUUCCAUCAGAUGCCACGAAGGCACUAAGAGCUGAUUCUUCCCCCGCAGCCAAGGAUCCAUUUCACACUUUUCAGGAAUGUGAUUCAGAUCCACACCAACGUUUUUAUGGGCUAUUACUUCACCCUUGCUGCACCUCUCCACAAUGGUUCUGAAAAGUUUUGGCUUGGUAGUCUUUCUCAUAAUCCUGUUUACAGGCAAAAAAAAACAUGCAAACACCUUCCGAGGAACAAUGCUAGCAGGCCCAUAAUGGAAAAGGGACCAUUAUCUAAAGCAGUUCAUAGAUGAGCUGCAGGAGACAAAGCCGUACAAUCAUUAGUGCUACACAGUUUAGUGAGUGCUGCAUACUUGUGUAUUGUUUCAUUGAAUUUUCAAGCUUUAAGGGGCUUCACAGUAUUCCAGAGUAGACGGCAGAGGUCUGAGCUAUAGUGUAGGAUGCACACAGACUAGCUUGUUUCUACCGUACAGUGCUGAGUAGUGUAUCUUCCUAUCUACCUCAAACUCUGUACAAAGCCAGCAUUGUACUGUGGAGCAAAAUACAAUACUUAAGCAUCACAUAAUUUACCCAGAAUCUGAUUAAAAUCACCAUUUAAAGAAACGCUUUAGUUUAUUACAUUAUCGUUUUUAUGAGGUUCUGCUGAUCUGUUUUACUUUGUGGGAUUCAGCAGCACACCGCUGCUGCUGGCACACUCCUUAAAGUCAAACAAAGAGCAGGGAAAAUAGUUGGACUUGGGAAACAUCCAGUCAGCAGAACAUUUGCAAAUACCCAUCUACACACAGACUUCUUAAAGUAAUAACAUUCAGACUCGCAGUGACGUUGUGUAUAUAACUUGUAUAUAAGCAGAAAAAUAGAAAUGG
This is a messenger RNA of Cololabis saira (Pacific saury), 4869 nucleotides long. It is a transcript of the gene srebf2, whose product is annotated as sterol regulatory element binding transcription factor 2. Gene Ontology annotation, molecular function: RNA polymerase II cis-regulatory region sequence-specific DNA binding; protein dimerization activity; DNA-binding transcription factor activity, RNA polymerase II-specific. NCBI's taxonomy places the organism in Eukaryota, Metazoa, Chordata, Actinopteri, Beloniformes, Belonidae. Gene Ontology annotation, biological process: positive regulation of cholesterol storage; positive regulation of transcription by RNA polymerase II. Gene Ontology annotation, cellular component: nucleus. The record is from RefSeq and is a predicted model, not a curated record. The transcript has 20 exons. Bases 222 to 3770 code for a protein of 1182 amino acids.